Messenger RNA from Penicillium arizonense, 930 nucleotides. RefSeq lists its product as uncharacterized. Lineage: Eukaryota; Fungi; Ascomycota; Eurotiomycetes; Eurotiales; Aspergillaceae. The transcript is spliced from 3 exons. The coding region runs from base 1 to 930 and encodes 309 amino acids. The record is from RefSeq and is a predicted model, not a curated record.
AUGGUCCAUGAGCUCAUUGUGUUGUUACUCCCGGUGCAACCCAUUGUGGCAACUGCCACUGGGGUGGAAAUGGUUUCCGUUGUUUAUUCGGAUCUGGCCAACGAAUGCCCCCCUGACGAACUAGACGCCCUAUCGGCAAUGCAUAAGUCCCCGAUCCCGCCUAUCGACAACGGCUCGCAACUCUACAUUUGCUACCUUAUGCUAUUAAGUGAUGCCGUGGAAAGAUCUCAAGUGCGCCAGCUCCUCGCGGAGCUGACGGUGCUCAACCGCCGUCUACGUGAGGCGCAAAAUGCCUACCAGGAUCUGGUAAACUCGUACCAGGAUCUCGUCGAGACCUUGCUCGCCGUGAUUGAGACCUCUAAGGGCAGGUUUCACAACUGGGGAUAUGUCAUUUAUCGCACGACCUACUCUGCCGAAUCGAAUGCUUCUUUCCCAGACAUUAUCAGGUUCAUCGAGGCCUGUAUUAAAAAGCAGUUUGUGAGCGCUGGCGCUGAUCGUCCUCGAAAUUAUGUCUCCGAAGAUUGGCCUAAGUACCGAUCGACGAUUAUGGAAGACCCUGCACAAUUCCAAGGAGCAUCUCUCGACGAAAUUCGCACUCAUUUUGGAACAUGGGUGGAUGCGCAAGGCAUACGAGAUAAAUGGACCAAGUUUCGAAUGUGCAUUAUAAUUGAUGAAGAAUCUCUACAAACGCUGAAAGAUGCAACUGUGGCGGAAACUGAAACAGAGAAUUUCCAUGAGCCCUUAAGAUAUGUGAAGGUUCUUGAAGCAUUCCCGGAUAUCGAUCAGUAUGAUAUUUUCCCCGGAUGGAUGAAAUGUUGGACAUAUGCGCUAUGGAGUCUCUGGGAGAAUAUGCAGGAUGGCGACGAUAUGAAGAUGCAACAUGCAUUCAUCGAAGAGGAUGACCCGUGGCCGGAUGUUUAUAUCGGGUGA